AUGAGGAGAGAGAACCAGAGCAGCGUGUCCGAGUUCCUCCUCCUGGGGCUCCCCAUCCAGCCAGGGCAGCAGGGCGUGUUCUUCACCCUGUUCCUGGGCAUGUACCUGACCACGGUGCUGGGCAACCUGCUCAUCAUCCUGCUCAUCAGGCUGGACUCUCGCCUGCACACACCCAUGUACUUCUUCCUCAGUCACCUGGCCCUCACAGAUGUUUGCUUUUCAUCUGUCACUGUCCCUAAAAUGCUCUUGGACAUGCAGUCUAAGUACAAAUCCAUCCACUAUGCAGGAUGUAUUUCACAGAUGUAUUUUUUCAUAUUCUUUACUGACCUGGACAGCUUCCUUAUUACAUCAAUGGCAUAUGACCGAUAUGUUGCCAUCUGUCACCCUCUUCAGUAUACCAUCAUGAGGCAAGAGUUGUGUGCCUUACUAGUGGCUGUGUCCUGGAUCCUGUCCUGUGCCAACUCCCUUUCCCACACCCUCCUCCUGACCCAGUUAUCCUUCUGUGCUGCUAACACCAUUCCCCAUUUCUUCUGUGACCUUGGGGCCCUGCUCAAACUGUCUUGCUCAGACAUCUUUCUCAAUGAGUUGGUCAUGUUCACAGUAGGGGUGGUGGUCAUUACCCUGCCAUUUAUAUGUAUCCUGGUAUCUUAUGGCUACAUUGGGGCCACCAUCCUGAGGGUCCCUUCAACUGAGGGGAUCUGUAAAGCCCUGUCCACAUGUGGGUCCCACCUCUCUGUAGUGUCUCCAUAUUAUGGGGCUAUAUUUGGGCAGUACCUUUUCCCAGCAUUAAGCAAUUUCAUUGACAAGGACAUCAUUGUGGCUCUCAUGUACACGGUGGUCACACCCAUGUUGAACCCCUUUAUCUACAGCCUUAGGAACAGGGACAUGAAAAAGGCCCUUAGGAAACUUUUCAGUAAAGUAACAUUUUUCUCAUAA
Miniopterus natalensis is the source of this 936-nucleotide messenger RNA. RefSeq names its product olfactory receptor 1J2. Gene Ontology annotation, cellular component: membrane. Gene Ontology annotation, molecular function: olfactory receptor activity; G protein-coupled receptor activity. The record is from RefSeq and is a predicted model, not a curated record. Gene Ontology annotation, biological process: G protein-coupled receptor signaling pathway. NCBI's taxonomy places the organism in Eukaryota, Metazoa, Chordata, Mammalia, Chiroptera, Miniopteridae.